GAAAUUGGCAACCGACUGGUAGAUGGCGGACUAAGUUCCACAACAAACUGACGUGGACGUCUGAAAAAUAGAACGGCUGUUGAGUGUAGGCAGAUUUUUGCUCAAAAAUCAUUGUCAAGCGGAAACACCGAUCAUGAUGGAUAUCACGUCCCUGUUUAAGGCCUCCAUCAAGACGGUCCGGACACGCAAUAAAGCUCUGGGAUUAAAUAACAAACCCGAAGACCCAAAUCGUAUUUUCCCACGACCAUCCAAAGAUCUUUCCAAAUUCCAAACGAAAGCCAAAGAGAUUGUCUCAAAUGUGGCCAAGUUGAAGGAGUUCUUGACGGAGAAUCGAAAGGCAUAUCUGGAUACAAGUGUUCAACUAUUCAACCAGGUCCCCAAGUUAAGUCAAGCUGAUCGAGCAGAGUUUGACCAUACCACCCAACUCAUCAUCAAAACAAGUAACCAAUAUUUGCAAGAACUAAAACGAGAAAAUGCAUCUCAGACUCAUGCCAACGCCCAGACAAAGGAACACCGCACCAUUGUGAUCAGCAUUAUAGAGCAAUACUUUAAAUCUGUAUGCAAAACUUACAGCGAGCUGAAGGAGUUGUACUCCAAGCGCCAGCAUGAGCUCAACAAAGUCACCAAACUUGAAGGAGAUGGAAUGGCCAGUUUCCGAAAAUCCAGCCUGGGAUACGAGAGUCCCACCGACAGUCCCAGGGUCUACUCCAGUUACGACGACGAUGACAAGAAAGCCGACGAGGAGAACGUGAACUUUACCGUAGCCGAAGUUCAACUGUUUGAAAAGGAGAAUUCCCUCUUGUUUAACGAAUUAAAUAGUUUAACGGAAGAAGUCAACCAGAUUUCAGGGCGUGUCGUCAAGAUUGCCGAACUGCAGCAAGUUUUGACAGAAAAAGUCCUGGAUCAGGAAAAAGAUAUUGAACGAAUCGCCACUACCACCGUCUCGGCUACUGAAAAUAUUCGUGAGGGCAACGAACAACUACGACAAGCACUGCAAAGCAACUCUGGUUUUCGAAUUGCCAUCAUCUUUUUUAUUCUUGUUCUAUUCUUCUCCAUACUUUUCCUCGAUUGGUACAAUGAUUAAAUACAGAAAUAUGAGAUUUU
Messenger RNA from Daphnia pulex (common water flea), 1104 nucleotides. RefSeq names its product syntaxin-18-like (gene Syx18). The record is from RefSeq and is a predicted model, not a curated record. Gene Ontology annotation, biological process: retrograde vesicle-mediated transport, Golgi to endoplasmic reticulum. Gene Ontology annotation, cellular component: endoplasmic reticulum; SNARE complex. The transcript is spliced from 3 exons. Bases 134 to 1084 code for a protein of 316 amino acids. Lineage: Eukaryota; Metazoa; Arthropoda; Branchiopoda; Diplostraca; Daphniidae.